AGAAUGCAUAGAGGUGUUUCUGUACAGCACUGGUGUCGGCACGUACUUGUUCGUUCUUCUCCCCUCCCCCGAGCGGCCGCUGCACGCGCAUUCCAUGCGUUUUCACCCCCCAUCUUUCCCGCAUAAUCACACGCCUGCUCGUAAAGCAGCUCCCCUCUCGCUCGUCCCACGGGAUAGCCGUUUACGGCGUAGAUAGACAACCAUACAUUCCUCUUCACACAAACUCUUUUCUUUUUAAAUCUUGUUGCUCCUCUCUUCUCACCGGUGCAGACGGCCUCGGGCAGAUUUCCGUACAAACGCCCACGACGACCUUUUCUUACCCUCGCUGUCUCCAACGCUGCGAGGCUUUUAAUUCGUCAUGCGUCGCCAAUUGCGAGCUCGAUGGCAACGCGUUCUGGGGCAGUCGCUGCGCGGAAGCUGCACCAUGCAGUCCCUCGUCAAGGCGCAGUCGGCUCUCAUGAAAGGCAAGAAGCCGUCGUCUGACGCGGCGGCUGACUACACGGAGUUCUUUCGGGUGUCCAUCUCCCUCGAUUCUGGCAUUGAGCGCAGCGCGCAGGAGUACUUUGAAAGUAUGAAAAAUGACAUGGCCCACCAGCAGGAAUCGCUGACGGUGCAGGAGCAACAAAAGGAUUAUGCCAAGACAGCCGAUGUGCCCAUCUUUCUGGUAGGCUACCAUUUCAAGUCCAAGGUAUUUUCGCUCUACUCGAUCACAGCAGACAAGAUCGUCUGCACGGUGAACAUCGGCGCCAACGCGUCCGAUGCGUGGGGCCUCGCGGACGACAUCAUGCUGCACACCGGCGGUGUAUCACAGUUCAUUUUGCUGCCGGUGGCGGAGACAACACAAGAGCGCAACAGCCUCGUUGACCCUCUGAAGAAGCUCAGCGAGAUGCUUCGUUCCAGCGGUCUGCAGCCCGUCGUUCACGUCGACACGCUGGAGCUGUGCUCCUCGCUGCGCCCCAACCCGCCCUCGCCGCGGGAGGUCACCGCACACGCCUUCUCCGGUGUGUCGCCCACUCCGUUGUCUCAAACGUGGUUUCAGGCGCACUGGAUCUUCCUGCGGACGGCGGCGUGCCGGGCCGCCUCAGAAGACCCGCUGCGCACAGUGAGCGCUUACAUUCUGCCUCGCUUUGACGUGUACGUGAUUCAUCUAGUCCGGACAGGCUCGCGUGGACUUAACGUGUCGAUGUGGGAUCCGGUGCGACGACGGCACUACUCGGCCAAGGGAAUGCUCUCCGACGUGCUUGCCUGCCUCUUUGACACCCGCUCGACUCGCAUGAUCCUCCUGCCCACCAACCGCACAGACCGCGCCUCCCUCUUCCGCUGCCGCGCCGCUGUCACGAAGAGCGGGAAUAGAUGCGUCGUCGUGUUCGCCUCUGAGGUGAGCGAGGCCAUGCGUGGCGCCUACCAGUCCAGCCCGUCACGCUACUGGGAGACGCUGAAGGAGGCCGCGAAGUGGCUGGAUGCGGAUUUGCUGUUUAACGUUUACAUCACAGCCGGCAACACGCUGCGCGCUUAUCAGAAGAAAGCGCUGGCGGACAGCAAGGAGCGCAACUAUCUGGAGCAGCUGGCACCUACGCAGGAGAGUACCAUCGCCACUCCGCAGAACGUGUCCGACUGGGCCAAGUACUUCACUUUCCCCAAGCGCGUUGCCGCUGAGAGGGCCGAGGCACGGCACUACACGAAGUACAUCGCCGUGUCCUUCAUAGCCACUGACAACGUCGUCUACGCCCAGCCAAUGAAUCCGGUAGCGCGACAGAACUACGUGCUGAGUGCCUGCCUCAGCGACCACGCAGGACGGACGGUGGAGCCGUGGAGCGUUUACAGCGGCCGUGGCCAGUUCUGCCUGCCCAAGCUGGACGACUACGAAGUGCUGGUCACGCAUGAUGCAAAGACGUUCCUGCUGCUGCUUUGGCAAGACGUGGAGCUGCAGAAGUUUCUGAAACGCGGUGGACGCGUGUGGUGCGUGACGCUGGCGGAGUACCUCCUCGAGGCGCAGCGCUGCGUGACGGGCAAAAACGGCCUGGGCGAGUUGGCGCUGCGCCACGGUGCCCUCCUGCCGUCGGCGUCGCGCGUCGGGACGGCGAACGACCGGCUGCCCUUUGCCUUCCAACGCCGGUUUCUCCUGCUGGCAACGCCGGUUGUUUUAAAGAUAUUUCACGCGCAGCUCACCCGCUCAUGCGAGCAGUGCCAGAUGAUGAGUCUGGCGCACCGCAUGGACUCGCUGCUGGCCAUGGCGAGCAUGGAGUGGGCCGGCAUUCACAUCGACGCCGAGGAGGCGACGCGGCAGGCGGCGUCGCUGCGGAAUGCGGCGGCCGUGCUGGACCGCACCCUCGCGGGCUACAUCCCACCCGAGGUGCCUCAGGAGAUGCACGAGCUCUUUGACUGGCGCUCGCUGCAGCAGACGCACGCCCUCUUCUUCGGCGGCACGAUUAACUUAGGAUACAACGGCGGAAGUCGCGAUAACCCGCUGUGGACGUCGAACCUGGUGCACCUGUGCCACAAGUACGGCGACUUUACGCGCAUGGUCGGCGAGCUGCACCUGCAACGCUACGCAGCGCUGUGCUCUCUCCCUCUCACCACCAAGCUCCCGCAGCGCGUGGCAAGCUUUAUUGACGAGCAGGGCACACAGAAAACAAAGACGUACCGCAUGGUGUUCUUCGAUGUGGAGACGACGGGGCUCAACCCGGCGACGGACGCCAUUGUUGAGAUCGCCCUGUUUGACCCGGUGGAGAACACGACCUUUCACACCUUAGUGAACCCGCAGCGGGUCAUUACGCCGCGCACGGUCAGCAUUCAUCACAUCACAAACGCCUUGGUGCGGGAUGCACCAACGAUGGAGACGGUGGCACCCAGCAUCGGUGAAUACCUGCGCCUGGACAAGGCGUCGUACAACCCAGACGAGGUGCUGGUGAUGGUGGGACACAACGUUUUUGGCGUGGACGAGCCUCUGCUGCGGCGGGCGAUCGAGCGACACGCGCCGGACGUGCAGCUGGACGGUGUGCUGUUCUGCGACUCCCUCACGAUGCUCGUUGCCCUGCGCUCCGACGUCGCCGCUCACCAAAACACCUAUCGCAUGGAGCGGCACGUCGCCGACGCGUUGGUGACCUCUCUGCGCUUAGGCAGCCUCAUGACGACCCUCAAGGUGCGACCGGAGGGGGAACUGCACCGGGCUAUCACGGACACGAGGGCGCUGUGGUACGUCUUAUUGCACGCUUUUGGGUUGACGGGCGAAGACCCGGUGGCGCAGCGGGACGCGCUGCUGGCUUUCGCCGCCAACACGCUGCUGCGCUACCCAUCGAAGGGGUGCUUUGUGGCGACGGACCGCAAGAACAAAGCGAUCAAGCUGCGACUGCCUGGCAUCGCCUCGGCCUACAUCAAAAAUUCAAAGCUGGUCGCCAGUCUCCAGCACAAGGUCUUCUCGGAGGCCGUGCUGGCGUCAUUAAGCGCACACGGGGUGAAGCCGGCCAGCCUGCUGCUGCAGCGCCAGGUGCUGGAGCGCCACGUCUCGUCGUUCCUGCAGCCGAACUCCGAUGGCCGCCUUGCCACUUUGCACCCGGACGGGUGCGUGCAUCAGCACAUCGACAUGACCGCCACGACGACGUCGCGCACCGUCAGCGCCCACCCAAGCUGUCAGAACAUCCCGAAGGACGAUAAGUCCUCUGUGCGGCGCCUCUUUGUCUCCCGCUUCGGCGCGCAGGGCCGCUGCGUAGAGGUCGACUAUUCGCAAUUAGAGAUCGUCGUGCUGGCCAAUUUGUGCAACGACGCCAACCUGUCUAGAGACCUCAAUAAGGGAGUCGACUUCCACGUGAAGCGGGCGGCGUUUUUUAGCGGGCUGCCGUACAAAGAGAUCUACCAAGGCUACAAGCGAGACGUGCCAAAGUACGUGAAGCUGCGCAAGACGGCGAAGCAGUUCUCUUUCCAGCGGCUCUACGGCGCCGGCGUGCCGUUGCUGCACAAGACCACCGGCAUCUCCGUCAAGGAUCUGGAGUCCUCCAUCAAGCAGGAGAACGAGGAGUACCCCAGUAUCGCAGAGUUUCACCGCAUCGUGCGCUCCGUAGCGCUGCGUCCAAACAACCCCGGCCUUCCGACCUGCUUUAUUGCGGAGAUGCCGACGGGCCUGCGCAUGAGUUUCCGCACACGCGAUGUUGUCUUAAACCUGCCACCCAUAAAGAACUACCCCAUUCAAGGCUACGGCGCGGAACUGGCGCAGAUGAUGCUGGGCCGUCUCUUUCGACACUUCGUGAAGAAAAACUUCUACAAAGAUCGCGCCUGUCUGAUCAACUUCGUGCACGACUCCGUGUGGAUCGACUGUCAUGUGGACGUGCUGGAGCAGUGCGUGACGGACACGUGCCGCAUUCUGAGCUCCGUGCACGAGUACGUGCCUAAGACGUUCCCCGGGGUGAAGGUGAGCGUGCCGCUGCACGUGUCGGCGUCGUGCGGGGUGGACAUGUGCUCCAUGCAGACCAUCAAAGACGGCGACUACUCGUUCGUUGCGAUGCAGAAAAAAUCGAAGGUGGCGGAGGUGGGAGACUUCCUCGAUUUGUCGGCCAAGUCAACGCUGUCCAGCGCGGUGGCUGAAAGCAUGGCCUCGCCUUCGGAGACGGAGGGCGAGGGCGAAGAGGAGGUGAUUGUGGUGGAGGAGACACGGGCGGCAGCUCAGUAG
This is a messenger RNA of Leptomonas pyrrhocoris, 4663 nucleotides long. Its product is annotated as putative mitochondrial mitochondrial DNA polymerase I protein B, putative (POLIB). The record is from RefSeq and is a predicted model, not a curated record. Gene Ontology annotation, molecular function: DNA binding; DNA-directed DNA polymerase activity. Lineage: Eukaryota; Euglenozoa; Kinetoplastea; Trypanosomatida; Trypanosomatidae. Gene Ontology annotation, biological process: DNA-templated DNA replication; double-strand break repair. The transcript has a single exon. Bases 359 to 4663 code for a protein of 1434 amino acids.